Vespula pensylvanica (western yellowjacket) is the source of this 1579-nucleotide messenger RNA. Its product is annotated as GMP reductase 1-like. NCBI's taxonomy places the organism in Eukaryota, Metazoa, Arthropoda, Insecta, Hymenoptera, Vespidae. Gene Ontology annotation, molecular function: GMP reductase activity. The transcript is spliced from 8 exons. Gene Ontology annotation, cellular component: GMP reductase complex. Gene Ontology annotation, biological process: nucleotide metabolic process. Bases 398 to 1441 code for a protein of 347 amino acids. The record is from RefSeq and is a predicted model, not a curated record.
ACGCGGCUCGCAGGCCGGCAGUUGUUCACAUAUGAUAUAUAUAUGAUCAAGCUCGAUCAAGCUCGAUUAAGCUUGAUUAAGCUCGAUUAAGCUCGAUUAAUAUUAAUAAAUGAUUAAUUCGAUCAGCAGUGUAGCAAACAUUAUAGAUUAAAAACAAUAUACAGUUAAAAGUUUUACUGUUUGCUACACUGCUGAUCGAGUCAAUCGUUGAUUAAAGUUAAUCCAGCUUGGUCAAAGUGUAAAUAAGUUUUUAUUUUAUUUUAUGAAAGGAAUGCCAUUCUAACGCUCUAUCCAUGCUUUAAAAUAUUCGUAAUAUACGUGGAUGCAAGGUGAUUUUUUGACAGGGAAUUGUCAACUACAAAAAUUUGUUAAUUGAUAAUAUAAAUCAUUUGUUAAAAUGCCAAAUAUAAUAAACGAUAUAAAAUUAGAUUUCAAAGAUGUUCUAUUACGACCAAAAAGGAGUACAUUAAAAAGCAGAUCAGAUGUUGAUCUUUAUAGAGAAAUUACAUUUCGUAAUUCGAAACAAACUUAUAGAGGCAUACCUGUAAUGGCUUCAAAUAUGGAUACAGUAGGAACAUUCGAGAUGGCAAGGGCUUUAUCCAAGCAUGGGCUUUUUACAACUAUUCAUAAAUAUUAUACAGCAGAUGAAUGGAAAGAUUUUGCUGCAGAAAAUCCUGAAUGUUUAAAAAAUGUUGCUGCUAGUUCUGGUACAGGGAACGAAGAUUUUGGAAGACUUUCAAGUAUAAUAGCUGCUGUACCACAACUAUCAUUUAUAUGUUUAGAUGUUGCUAAUGGAUAUUCACAACAUUUUGUUGAGUAUGUGAGAAAAGUGCGAUCUCAAUAUCCAAACCAUACUAUAAUUGCAGGAAAUGUUGUAACAGGAGAAAUGGUAGAAGAAUUAAUACUUUCGGGAGCUGAUGUUAUUAAAGUAGGAAUUGGUCCAGGUUCUGUGUGUACUACAAGAAUGAAAACAGGUGUUGGAUAUCCUCAGUUAAGUGCUGUGAUUGAAUGUGCAGAUGCUGCACAUGGUUUAAAAGGACAUAUAAUCUCUGAUGGAGGUUGUACUUGUCCAGGUGAUUUAGCAAAAGCUUUUGGCGCUGGUGCCGAUUUUGUUAUGGCUGGUGGCAUGUUUGCUGGUCAUGACGAAUGUGAAGGUGAAAUUAUAAACAAAGAUGGAAAAAAUUAUAAAUUGUUUUAUGGUAUGGCUUCUAGUACAGCUAUGAAAAAACAUGCUGGUGGUGUUGCUGAGUACAGAUCCUCGGAAGGAAAAACUGUGGAAGUAGCCUAUAAGGGUUUAGUAGAAAAUACAGUUUUAGAUAUGUUAGGAGGUCUACGAUCUGCAUGCGCUUAUACAGGUGCGGAAAGAUUACGUGAAUUACCGAGACGUGCUACGUUCAUUCGCUGUACACAACAAUUAAAUCCUAUGUAUGGUCCACCAUGAGAAAUGUAAAAAUACUUCUUAAAGAAUGUGUUGUAGUAUAAUUAUAGGCAAGAAGGGUUUUUGAUUAUUAAUUUUUGCAGUUACCAUGCAUUAUCUUUUUGCUGGCAAAUAAUUUAUACAUAAUAUAUAUAUAUAUAU